AUGUAUGACGCCACCACUACCUGUUCCGUGCACCACACUCAUCACCACACUCAUCUUACUCAUACCCCGCAUCCUCAAGCCAACAAAGGAGGAUUUGUUGUGGCGGGCGUUGGCUACGGUGGCGCGGAGCAGGGCGUUAUUGCUGAGUCUGGACUGCGCAUGGCAACUGCUAGUGAAGUCCAAGUAAAAAUGGCUGACGCAUCAGAAGUAAGCAUUUCUGGUCCCCCACCCACCUCCCCCACUGCGUUGCUCCCCCCAGGAGCAUCCAUUUGCUCCCCUCCAUCCCCUCUCUCCAUGAUGGAUCUCAUCACUGUUGGUUCACCGGUUGCCAUUGACUGCAGCCCGAGUUCGACGUCAGUGGAUUUGCCGUCGCCGAGACUAGAAAUGCCGACGCCAGAGCGGCUGCUGGACGCCGGUGAGGCUGGCGCCGAGAAGCAGCACUCGAUCAUCGAGCGCGUCUGGCAGGCUUUCGGCGGCUGGACAGCGGGCAACACCGAAGCUAACAAUGCCACUGAACUUCGUCAGGCAGUUUUGACCCCCACGGGGAAUGUCUUCGUGCAGAACAGCGCCGACUUCCCCGUCCGGCCUGAGCGCUCGUCAAAAGAAGCAGCGGGCGCGGCGCCCCCCGACUACAGCGAGGAGUCUGGCAUCGAGGCGACGACAGUGUGCUCCAGCACCACUGACCUCACCACAGUCAUGUAUGACGCCACCACUACCUGUUCCGAGCACCACACUCAUCACCACACUCAUCUUACUCAUACCCCGCAUCCUCAAGCCAACAAAGGAGGAUUUGUUGUGGCGGGCGUUGGCUACGGUGGCGCGGAGCAGGGCGUUAUUGCUGAGUCUGGACUGCGCAUGGCAACUGCUAGUGAACUCCAGGUAAAAAUGGCUGACGCAGCAGAAGUAAGCAUUUCUGGUCCCCCACCCACCUCCCCCACUGCGCUGAUCCCCCCAGGAGCAUCCAUUUGCUCCCCUCCAUCCCCUCUCUCCAUGAUGGAUCUCAUCACUGUUGGUUCACCGGUUGCCAUUGACUGCAGCCCGAGUUCGACGUCCGUGGAUUUGCCGUCGCCGAGACUAGAAAUGCCGACGCCAGAGCGGCUGCUGGACGCCGGUGAGGCUGGCACCGAGAAGCAGCACUCGAUCAUCGAGCGCGUCUGGCAGGCGUUCGGCGGCUGGACAGCAGGCAACAGCGAAGCUAACAAUGGUACGACAGGUUUCUGCACAGAAGAAGUCACUACAUUCGGCCUUAAGUUAUUCCGGGAGCGCGACAAGCUGUUCCUGGCUCGCAUGAUGGCGCUGGAACUUAUCCAAGCGCUGAAAUUCAAGGUUACUUUACCUGACAGCAACUUGGUCAUGUUCAUGUUUUUAAUGCUGAAGGAUAAUGGCGGAAGUAUUGGCCCCAACCCUGUACUGGACGUGACGACAAGCCCCUCGGGCACAGAUCCUCUGAGUCCACAAACUUCGACGCUGGUGGCUGAGUGCAUCCGCGCCUCCUACAUCAGCGACAUUAUGGACUUCAUCGCAGACGUCCACACGCUCACCAAGAUAAAGAGUGGCCUGAACCAAGACACCAUAGGCGGGCUCCUGAAGGCCGGCAUAGCGCAGUACCUCUCGCUGGAGAUCAGCCGUGGCCACGCAAGAGAUACGAGGUUCUUCAAUAAAUAUCUUCCGUGGCUAAACAACCCGCCCACUGCCAUGCAACAAGGGCAAAAAGAGUUUCUGGACUGCGUAAGCCACAUCAGGCUACUGUCAUGGCUGCUGGUUGGGUCACUCCUGCAUACCUGCAACCAGACGGGUACUGGUACCAGCAUACCAUCUGUGUGCAUGCCUGUACCACCUGACGCCUCCUGCCACAUCGCUGACCACAUUCAGGUGAUCUUGUCGGGCUUCCCCGAGCAGUCCAAGGCGUCCGUCAUCAACAUGUCGUCCCUCUUCCUCGCCUUCAUCCUAUCCCAGGUGUGGACGGUGUACCUGGAGCAGAACGCAGGUACUCCAGGUACCGACGUCUACAACUCCACGUGCGCGUUGCUCACAGACUUCUGGGCUAAGGUCACGCCAUCCAUCCUACAGCUCGUCUCGCACUCUAAAGUUGAAAACGAGUCCCUGCAGUUGGGUGAGAUGGUGAGUCUUCACUUCUUGUCGCUGCUGGAGGCGCUGCAGGAGUGUGGCUCGACCGUCCUGACAAGGCUCCUGCCUCUCUGGACGCCUCUACUGCACUCCCCCCAUCACGGCAAGUUGGGUGAGAUGGUGAGUCUGCACUUCUUGUCGCUGCUGGAGGCGCUGCAGGAGUGUGGCUCGACCGUCCUGACAAGGCUCCUGCCUCUCUGGACGCCUCUACUGCACUCCCCCCAUAGUCUCCACUUCCUGGGCGGCGUGAACCCUCCUGCUAGCCCAGGAGACUUCAGUGCCUACACAGUGCUGGCCUACUACGCCGGUCCUCCAGCACUAGGAAGUCUGCAGUGGAUAGAAUUCAACCUAUCGUCGCCCGUCUGCUCCCGCUACGUGGCUGUCAACAAACGCGCGCAGCAUCCGUAUCCAUUCUACCUGCUGGUGGUUGUAGAUUUGGAGAUCUGGACUUCGUACUAA
Messenger RNA from Hyalella azteca, 2586 nucleotides. RefSeq lists its product as uncharacterized. Gene Ontology annotation, molecular function: protein binding. The transcript has 19 exons. The coding region runs from base 1 to 2586 and encodes 861 amino acids. The record is from RefSeq and is a predicted model, not a curated record. NCBI's taxonomy places the organism in Eukaryota, Metazoa, Arthropoda, Malacostraca, Amphipoda, Hyalellidae.